Molecule: messenger RNA, 1127 nt
Organism: Pistacia vera
Lineage: Eukaryota; Viridiplantae; Streptophyta; Magnoliopsida; Sapindales; Anacardiaceae
Product: metalloendoproteinase 3-MMP-like
Exons: 1
Coding region: 30-965 (311 amino acids)
Biological process (GO): extracellular matrix organization; proteolysis; collagen catabolic process
Cellular component (GO): extracellular matrix
Molecular function (GO): zinc ion binding; metalloendopeptidase activity
Source: RefSeq, a predicted model, not a curated record
UUUCUCUACCAAGUUAAUUGAUUUUAGCAAUGGCGUCUAAAGCUUUUCUCCUCUUCUCAUUUUUAAUCCUCCUUCUUUCUCUCCUCUCUCAUUCAGUUUUAGCAGACAACACCAAUGACAAAAAACAAUCACCAUUUGAGUUCAUCAACCAUCUCCAAGGUUGUCAUAAGGGCGACAAAGUUAAUGGCACCAAUGAGCUUAAAAAAUACCUUGAAAAGUUUGGUUACUUGAACUAUAGCUCUUCCACGACUCAAAAGCAUGCGAAUGAUGAUGAUUUUGAUGAGCUAUUAGACUCAGCUAUCAAAACCUACCAGCUUAAUUAUCAUCUUAAAGCCACUGGAGUUUUGGAUGCCGAAACUGUUUCAAAGAUGACAAUGCCUCGAUGUGGAGUAGCAGAUAUUAUUAAUGGCGCAACUCGAAUGCGGUCUGGCCACAAAAGACAUCACAAUGCCUCCAGCCAUUUCCAUAUUGUCGCUCACUAUUCAUUUUUCCCUGGAAACCCUAAGUGGCCAGCAAACAAGUACCAUCUCACCUAUGCAUUUCUUCCAGGAACUCGAGCUGAUGCCAUGAACCCUGUUGCCAAAGCUUUCACGACAUGGGCUGGAAAUACACAUUUCAAAUUCACACGGACUCAGAACGCUAGAAAUGCCGAUAUCACGGUUAGUUUCCACAGCGGUGAUCAUAGAGAUGGUUCCCCCUUUGAUGGCCCUGGCGGAACCCUUGCUCAUGCCUAUGCCCCAAGGGACGGAAGGUUCCAUUACGAUGCAGAUGAGAGAUGGUCUGUGCGUGCAACCCAAGGCUCAUUUCACUUGGAGACUGUUGCAUUGCAUGAAAUUGGGCAUCUUCUUGGACUGGGGCAUAGCUCAGUUGAGGGGGCUAUCAUGUUCCCUUCUAUUUCUGCUGGAGUGACAAAGGGUUUGCAUGGAGAUGACAUUCGAGGCAUCAGGGCUUUAUAUAAUGUUUAAGGAGUUAUUUCAAGAUUUCCUACCGUGAGAUAAGAAUAAAUGAGACUUAUGGUACCAAAUAAAUCAAGGGGGAAAGACAGCCAGUUGUACUUUCCAUAUUUUAUCAGCUUCAAAAUUUCAAAACAAAAUGAUACUUUUAUUAUCAGGAAUAAAAACCAUAUA